AUGGUCAAAGUGGUGGUCAUCUCUUGUCUCCUCAGUCUGUUCGGCGUGGCCUCCAACUUAAUCAAUAUUGUGGUGUUUGCCAAGCAAGGUUUUCAGGACAGCAUGAACAUCAGCCUCAUGGGGCUCGCUGUGUCUGACCUGUGCUCCCUGCUGCCCACGAUAUGGCUAAGCCUCUGCGCGAACCCACUCUUUUACAACUCUGAGCUGCCCUUUGACCCUAGGAAUAUGGUGAACGUCACAGGGGCGGUUCCCCAUAUAAUCUUUUUCAAAAUCGCCACUUUUAUCACCGCCUUCAUCACCUUUGAACGAUGUCUGUGUAUCGUUGUCCCUCUGAAGGUGAAGACGAUCAUCACACCGGGAAGGACAAAGACAAUUAUUAUCUCCAUCUACAUUGGCAUGUCUGUUUUGGUGAUCCCCUACUGCCUUGGAAACAGACUUGAGUGGGUUUUCGAUUUCAACAAGAAUGCUACUGUGCUAAUAACCACGUUCACGGCCGAAAGAGACAUGUUGGAAACCAUUACCUUUCUCACCCAAGGCGUAUUUGCUACGACGUUUUCUUUCGUCUUCGUCAUCUGCUGUACCAUCGUUCUUAUCGUCAAACUCAAAAGUAAAACAAAAUGGCGAAAGGCCACUGUAGCCAAGUCUGAUCGUGCAUCGGGAGGAGUUGGGGUCAAAGAUCAAAAGGUUGUAAAAAUGGUGACCUUGAUCGCUGUCAUUUUCAUCGUGUGCGCCGUACCUUCAACGCUCCUGUUUCUCUACAUGGUGAUUGACCCAAGUUUCCGUAUUGGUGGUGUCUAUGGAAACGUUUUUCUGGUCCUUUGGUCUUCGUCAUACCUAACCGAAACUGUCAACUCUAGUGUGAAUAUUUUUGUUUAUCUGAAAAUGAGUUCGAAAUAUCGAGCAGUGUUUCUGAAAACAUUUUGGAACAAGGAGGAAAAGUAA
Messenger RNA from Aplysia californica (California sea hare), 942 nucleotides. Its product is annotated as adenosine receptor A1-like. Gene Ontology annotation, cellular component: membrane. The transcript has 2 exons. Gene Ontology annotation, molecular function: G protein-coupled peptide receptor activity. The coding region runs from base 1 to 942 and encodes 313 amino acids. Gene Ontology annotation, biological process: neuropeptide signaling pathway. NCBI's taxonomy places the organism in Eukaryota, Metazoa, Mollusca, Gastropoda, Aplysiida, Aplysiidae. The record is from RefSeq and is a predicted model, not a curated record.